This is a messenger RNA of Cutaneotrichosporon oleaginosum, 1502 nucleotides long. RefSeq lists its product as uncharacterized. Gene Ontology annotation, molecular function: NAD transmembrane transporter activity. The record is from RefSeq and is a predicted model, not a curated record. Lineage: Eukaryota; Fungi; Basidiomycota; Tremellomycetes; Trichosporonales; Trichosporonaceae. Gene Ontology annotation, biological process: NAD transmembrane transport.
UCCAACCCGCCCAUCUUCAUCCUCCUCUUACUCACCACUCAUCUCCCCUCCCCGGCCGCCUCCGCCCUCUCCCGCCGCCGCAGCGCGCCGCCUCUCUGUUCCCCUCGCGCCGCGCUGCGCGCUGCACGCCCUCCCGCCCACAUUUUCUUGCCUAGUCGCGUGGCCAUUCAAACACACCUCGGCCACUAGCCGAUCUCCCGCCGAGGCUCAGCCACACAAGCUGCCAGCCCGGGGCGCGCGUCCCCCCUACACCCAGCGCCGGGAUGGCGCUGUCGCGCGAUGGGAGUGAGAGCGCGAACGCCGCGGUCGCCGUGUCGGUGCCGACUCCGGUUCCGACUCCGACGCCGCCGCCGCCUCCGACACGUGGCGUGAUCGCGAUGCGCGGCCCACCACUCGCCGUCUUCCAGCUCAUCCACGUGCCCCCGAGUUUGCACUCGAUGGUCGCGGGCGCCGGAGCAGGUCUCGUGAGCUCGAUCGCUACAUGUCCGCUGGACGUCGUCAAGACGACCCUCCAGGCGCAGAGCGUUGCGCGAGGCGACAAAGGCUACGAGGGCGUUACGAAAACUAUCAUCCGCAUCUACCGUCAGAGCGGGCUGCGCGGCUUCUACCGCGGCCUUGGCCCAACAAUAGGUGGAUACCUCCCUACAUGGGGCAUCUACUUCACCGUGUACGACUUUAUCAAGGACCGCUUGCGGCGCGUCCCGCUCGCCGUCGCCCACCCAGACAUGUCGCACGUGGUCGCUGCCAUGACGGCCGGCGCGACCGGGACAAUCCUCACCAACCCCCUGUGGGUCGUCAAGACGAGGUUCAUGGCACAAGCGAUAUUACCCCCAACAGCGAAGCGAUACCGCAACACAGUGCAGGCGUUUUACACCAUCUACAAGAACGAGGGCAUCCGCGCAUUCUACAAGGGGCUGCUGCCGAGCUUGUUCGGCGUGUCACACGUCGCCGUCCAGUUCGGGUUGUAUGAGAAGAGCAAGUCGUGGGCAGGCCGUGACGGACGACAGCUCACGCCAACGUCGAUUCUCGUGUGCUCGGCCUUCUCCAAGAUGGUGGCCUCGCUCGCGACAUAUCCCCACGAAGUACUGCGUACGCGUAUCCAAGUGCAACGCAACCGCCCAGCAGGUCCGCCGCAUCCGACCGUGCCGCCAGAACCGAUCGGCUCGGGACCCAUCGGCGCACCAGCGGGCUCGUCGACGCGCGUGUCACACGCGACGCUGUACUCGCCCCUCGUGACGGGCUCGGAGCCACCAUACCCAGAGAGGACCGAGCAGCCGCUCUCGGGCAACGGGAGAUUACGGAGAUGGCAGCCCAAGCGGGGCGGGAUCAUCGACGUAUGCCGACUCAUCUACCGCCAGGACGGGUGGCGCGGGUUCUACCGCGGGCUCAGCAUCAACCUCGUGCGCACCGUGCCAAGCUCGGCCGUCACCAUGCUGUCGUACGAGCUCAUUAUGCGCAAUCUAGCAUUGUCCUCCUCAUGAAUGCAUCGUGUUACAUAUCAG